CUAAGGAAGACGUGGAGCUCUAGAAGGGCCAGGGCGUGCUGGGGUGCGUGUGAUCUGUGAGCAGCCAUGGAAGAAACCUACCUGCUGAAUGUGGAAGGGGUCAAAAAGAAGAUUCUGCAUGGAGGCCGAGGGGAGCUGCCGAAGCUGCAGGAUGGGAGCAAGUUCACCUUCCACUUCCAGACGCUGAAGGAUGACUUUGAGCGGACGGUGAUCGAUGACAGCCGGGAAGCUGGCAUGCCCAUGGAGAUCAUCGUGGGCAAGAUGUUCAAGCUGGAGAUCUGGGAGACACUGCUCAGCUCCAUGAGGAUUGGGGAGGUGGCAGAGUUCUGGUGCGACGCCAUUCACACAGGCAUGUAUGCCCUGGUCUCCAGGGGCAUGCGGAGGAUCGCGGAGGGACGGGACCCCCUGGAAGGCCAGAAGCACCGCUGUGGCAUGGGCAACAUGUUUGACUACCACAGCACGGGCUACGAUGACCUGGACGAGCUGCAGCGGACGCCGCAGCCUCUCAUCUUCAUCAUGGAGCUGUUCCGGGUGGAGGAUCCCUCAGCGUACAAACGUGACACCUGGGCCAUGAGCAAGGAGGAGAAGCUGGCAGCAGUGCCCGUGCUGCACAGCGAGGGCAACCGCCUCGUCCUGCGCAGGGAGUUCGCACAGGCGGCCGCCAAGUACCAGGAGGCUGUCAUCUGCCUCAGGAACCUCCAGGCCAAGGAGAAGCCAUGGGAGGAUGACUGGCUGAAGCUGGAGAGCCUGGUCACGCCGCUGGUGCUCAACUACUGCCAGUGCCAGCUGGAGCUCGGCGAGUACUACGAGGUGCUGGAGCACACCACGGAGCUUCUCCAGAAGCACAACGACAAUGCCAAGGCCUAUUUCAAGCGGGCAAAGGCCCACGCUGCUGUCUGGAACGAGAGGGAGGCACGGGAGGACUUCCAGCGCGUGGCUCACCUCGACCCCUCCAUGGCGGCCGCGGUGAAGAAGGAGCUGAAGCAGCUGGGGGAGAGGAUGAGGAAGAAGCACGUGGAGGAUCGGAAACGCUACCAGGGCCUCUUCCAGUCGUCCCAGGGUCUGAAGGGCUGUGAGGGGCGGGAGAGCAGGGAGGUGGGUGAUGGGGCACCUCAGGCCCUGCCCUGCCCCGAGCGCUCAAGCCUCUCGUCUCUCCGCAACCUGUGGCUCCAGAGCACCGGGGCCACGUCAGCCCCUGCUCUGGGCUACCCUGCAGCACCUGACUCUGCCUCUUCCUCGACAUAA
Molecule: messenger RNA, 1245 nt
Organism: Vidua chalybeata
Lineage: Eukaryota; Metazoa; Chordata; Aves; Passeriformes; Viduidae
Product: aryl-hydrocarbon-interacting protein-like 1
Exons: 7
Coding region: 67-1245 (392 amino acids)
Molecular function (GO): peptidyl-prolyl cis-trans isomerase activity; protein binding
Source: RefSeq, a predicted model, not a curated record